GAUUUGAAAAUAAUCUGCGUGUCAGUGUCGCCUUUCUUAUGCAAAGCAGCUGUCUUUGAAGGCGGAUCUCUUGGCAGGUUAGACCGGGACGGAGGCUCCGACCGGCUCAGACGAGCAAAGCCACCAAACGCAUCGAACGUCUGCCCUGGGGAGGAGCGUAAACCCUGCGUUUCGGGACACACUAUCGCCGAGGAUCGUCUCUUUUGUUGUAUCUCACUUGUUUUAUGUAGAUCAAGUGUUUUACGCAAAGGGUUGAAGGAGGAUCGUUUGGUUUCUUUUAUUUUUCUUUUAAUUUUUCUUUUUUUUAAGUUGUUUCUCACGGACUGGAGUCGCACUGCAGCGCGCACGGAGAGCACCCAAUGCCAAUAAAGAGUGCGGAAACGUGGAGGCGGACCAAACAGAAAGGAAACUAAUAAGCGCAUGGGGUAAUUUCAUGCACGGCGUCAGAGAGAAGUAGCAAACGGGCACUUCAUCCUCCAAAGUAAAUGUUUGGGAGAGCAUGGACCUGACAGCGCGCUUACGGCCAGGAAACAGUCUCUCCAUCGCGGGAUUUCUGUUUUUGUUCAGCUCUGCAACUCUAAACUGAGAAGAGGAUGAUAUUGCAGUGGAUUGCUAACACAGAAGAGAGGAUGUGUUCAGCCGGGAAACUGAGCCUGCUCCCAGUGGUCUCGCUUCUGCUGCUGCUGUGGGGCAAGGGCAGCUCCUCCAUCAGCUCUAUAGAUCCUGACUGGUCGGGAGAGGGGAGAUGUCAGCACAUCAACAUCCCAAUGUGCAAGGACAUUGGCUACAACAUGACUCGGAUGCCGAACCUCAUGGGCCAUGACAACCAGAAAGAGGCUGACCUGAAGCUGCAGGAGUUUGCGACGCUCAUCCAGUUUGGAUGCCACAGUCACCUCAAGUUCUUCCUUUGCUCGCUGCAUGCUCCCAUGUGCACGGAGCAGGUGUCGAACCCCAUCCCGGCGUGCAGGGUCAUGUGCGAGCAGGUCAAGCUGAAGUGCUCCCCGAUUCUGCAGAGAUUUAAUUUCCCCUGGCCCGACUCUUUGGACUGUUCGCGUCUUCCGACCAAAAACGACCCAAACAACCUGUGCAUGGAAGCGCCCAACAACGGCUCCGACGAGCCCCCCAAGGUGUCCCACACUCAGCCUCCAGACUUCCGGCCGCAGCAACCUCUGAGUGGGCAGGACCUGCACCUUAAGGACAGCGGCAGCAAACAGACGUGCAAUCCGGGCAAGUUCCACUUUGUGGAAAAAAGUCAGUCCUGUGCCCCGAAGUGCUACCCCAAAGUGGACGUAUACUGGAGCCAGGGAGACAAGCAGUUCUCCCUGGUGUGGAUGGCCAUCUGGUCUAUCCUCUGCUUCGUCUCCAGUGCCUUUACUGUACUCACGUUCCUCAUUGACCCGCAGAGAUUCAAGUACCCAGAAAGGCCAAUCAUCUUCCUCUCCAUGUCCUACUGUGUUUAUUCUGUGGGCUACCUAAUUCGGCUUUUUGUGGGAGCUGACCGAAUAGCCUGUGACAGAGACAACGGGGUGCAGUAUAUCAUUCAGGAGGGUCUGGAGAGCACCGGGUGCACCAUUGUCUUCCUCAUCCUGUAUUAUUUUGGCAUGGCCAGCUCCCUCUGGUGGGUUAUCCUAACCCUAACCUGGUUCCUGGCGGCAGGCAAGAAGUGGGGCCACGAGGCCAUCGAGGCCAACAGCAGCUACUUCCACCUGGCGGCCUGGGCCAUCCCGGCCGUGAAGACCAUCAUGAUACUGGUGAUGAGGAAGGUGGCCGGCGACGAGCUGACGGGCGUCUGCUACGUGGGCAGCAUGGAUGUCAAAGCUCUCACGGGCUUUGUGCUCAUCCCUCUCUCCUGCUACCUCAUCAUCGGCACCUCGUUCCUGCUGUCUGGAUUCGUGGCCCUCUUCCACAUCAGGAAGAUUAUGAAAACCGAGGGGGAGAACACGGACAAGCUCGAGAAGCUGAUGGUGCGCAUCGGCGUUUUCUCCGUCCUCUACACCGUCCCGGCCACCUGCGUCAUCGCCUGCUAUUUCUACGAGAGACUCAACAUGGACUAUUGGCGUAUCCUCGCCGAGGAGCAGAAGUGCGUGGACGGCGGCGGGCCGGAGUCGGACGAGUGCGUCAUGAAGGCCUCGAUCCCCGCCGUGGAGAUCUUCAUGGUCAAGAUCUUCAUGCUGCUGGUGGUGGGCAUCACGAGCGGCAUGUGGAUCUGGACCUCCAAGACGCUGCAGUCGUGGCAGAACGUGUUCAGCAGGAAGCUGAGGAAGAGGACAACGAGGAAGACGGCCAGCGUCUUCACCAGUAGCAGGCCUUACAUCAAGCCUCACCCAUCCCUCAAAGGCCACAACACCAAGUAUGAGCCGACGCGGCCGCCCCCGACAUGUGUGUGAAAAAAGCCGAAGCGGACUCUUUAAAACCCUAAGCAAGACUUAUCAAAGAGCCAUUAAAAGCACUGAGGUUCAUGUUUUAUUUAUGCCUCAUGCAUUGAGAACAUACAUGAUUCUUUUCUCUCUUUUUUUUUUUGUAUUUUCUGCAAUGUCACCCAACAAGAGCAGCCUUUGUUUGAGAAAAAAUCUGCUACUCCUUUACUCGCUUGUCCUUUUGAGGAACUUGGAAUAAGAAAAAAAAGAAAUCCUAUUGUUGCCUAGACAAAAAGAGUGGAGUAAACCGUUUGGAUGUGCCACGGCGUUAUUCGAAUAAUGUGCAAUAGAUAUUUUCCUUUCUGGCUAAAAGACACUUGUACUGUUGGUGACAGAUUACAGACAAUGUUAGGGCCCCAGUAGACAAUGGAGGCGAAUGGUCAGAGAGAUGAGUGCUGUUUCCAGGCUUUUUUCAUGGAAAUUCAGCCUGUGUCAUAUAUGUUUGAACUGGACUGAAAGCAGCUUUUGAAAGGCGCUCAAGAUCCUUAUGAAACAGCCAUUGUGAGGGCGAACCCUCGCCAUAAAUUAAUCAAGCACUCGACAUUGAAAAGAGAUUUGUCCACGAUGGGGUAUUUUAUUUUUUUGUUAUUUGUUUUUUUUUUCAUUGCUUUGCUGUUUCAUAGCACAAAGGAGUGUUUGUAUAUAUUUCUAAAAAAAAACGUGAUAUUUUAUAGAAAAAUUAAUAAAAAAAAACCAUCUAGUUUAAAA
This is a messenger RNA of Fundulus heteroclitus (mummichog), 3125 nucleotides long. It is a transcript of the gene fzd10, whose product is annotated as frizzled class receptor 10. Bases 594 to 2387 code for a protein of 597 amino acids. Gene Ontology annotation, cellular component: plasma membrane. The record is from RefSeq and is a predicted model, not a curated record. The transcript is spliced from 2 exons. NCBI's taxonomy places the organism in Eukaryota, Metazoa, Chordata, Actinopteri, Cyprinodontiformes, Fundulidae. Gene Ontology annotation, molecular function: Wnt receptor activity; Wnt-protein binding. Gene Ontology annotation, biological process: canonical Wnt signaling pathway; non-canonical Wnt signaling pathway.